Molecule: messenger RNA, 2223 nt
Organism: Malurus melanocephalus (red-backed fairy wren)
Lineage: Eukaryota; Metazoa; Chordata; Aves; Passeriformes; Maluridae
Gene: CD247
Product: CD247 molecule
Biological process (GO): cell surface receptor signaling pathway
Cellular component (GO): membrane
Molecular function (GO): transmembrane signaling receptor activity
Source: RefSeq, a predicted model, not a curated record
AUGGCAGCUCCCCUUGCUGUGCUCUGCUUUCUGCCCGCUGAACCAUCAGAGUGGGGGAAAAAAAAAACCCAACUCACUGAAAACCGUCUUGCAAAGAGGAAAAGGCUGAAUAACACUGUCAAAGGAAACCCCAACCAUCGCUACCAAGAAGACAAACCCAGCCCUCGGCGGUGAGCAGAGGAAGCCGGCAGGUGGACUCCCGAAGCUCUGAUCGCCGGGGAGCCGCUUCCUGCGCGGCCGCACUCGAGCUCACCCGUGCGGGAGCCGCGCCUGCUGCUCUCCGAGGCCUCCGCUCCGCACUCUGUCCGGCCUGGCGGGAUGAAGUGGAGGAGGAUCGCCAUCCUUGCCACCCUGCGGGCACAGCUCCCAGCCGCAGAUGCUGCAUCGGUUCUUGGCCUCACAGAUCCCAGGCUCUGCUACAUCCUGGAUGGGUUCCUCUUCAUUUAUGCAGUGGUCAUGACAGCCCUUUUUGUGAAGGCAAAGCUCAGCCAGGCCUCUGAACCACUGCGACCGGGCCAGGAUGAUGUGUACAAUAAACUCUCCCGUACGCACAGAGACGAUUAUGAUGUUCUGGGAGCAAAGCGAGGAGCAGACCCUGAGCUGGGCGGGAGACACCAGCAGAGAAGAAAGAACCCUCAGGACACUGUCUACACUGCACUGCAGAAGGACAAGAUGGGUGAGGCCUACAGUGAAAUUGGAAUGAAGGGAGAGCAGCAGAGGCGGCGAGGCAAAGGGAAUGAAGGUCUCUACCAGGGACUCAGUGCAGCAACCAAGGACACUUACGAUGCUCUCCAAAUGCAGCCUUUGCCCCCACGCUAAGUGGGAGCCUCAGAGGGGAUGGGCAAGAGUGAGAUGCCCACCUUCCUAGGGGAGGAGAGGGGAGAAAGCCUUUUCAUCCAACACAAGUGCUGUGUGUUUUCUGUGUGCAAUAACCUCCUUGGGUUGGUGCACAGACUCUGGACCUGGCUCCUCCCUGCUCCCUCUCCUCCUGAAUCAUUUAACUGCUUUUGCUGUUAGAAUGUACAUAUCUGUAAAGUUGAUUCCAAUCAUAGUGGUUAUUAGGCUGAUUUUUAACGUAAGGUUUGUGUUGUGGGACCAGACCACAACUUCUAACAAACACAGCUAUUUCCAUAGUUCUUCCCUUUCCAGAGUAACAUAAUCCAAUUAAGACAUGGAUUUAUGGUUUUAUUCCAUUAAAAAAACUUGUAAAGAUAGAGCUGUAGUAAUUUCCUGUAGUAUUUAUCUUAAGACUGUUAGACGCUUUUUACUUUAAAUUUGCCUUUAAAAACUGCUUCAGUGGAAGACAGCUUUUUUUUUAAAGUACAAAGAGUGACGUGAUGCUAUAACAGUGAAGCUGAGAGGCUGAAUGCCAACUUUUCAGCAGGAAGAAAAUGAGCACCAAGAUCCCAGAAAAGAUCAAGCAAUAGCACUGGCACUCAUCCAUAAACAGGAGCCAGGUAACCUGAGUGAGAGGCUUCUGUAAAGGCAGAAGUUUCACUGAAAACAAGGAGAUGGGCUCCCCUUAUCACUUCUGGGCAACAAAAGUCUAGAAUAAAUGCAAUUUCCAAACCAGUCUCUCACGAGGCUACCUCUGAAAGGUGCACGUAUCAUUCCAAAGAGAUGCCAGUUCAAUAAAGUCAUGUGUUUUUGAUGAAUUAAUAAGGACASUGCCAGAAUCCUGUGUGUGUGUAGGGAACAGCAGUGGGAAUGGUGCAGGCUCCUUACCUGAGGCAUUCAGGCCGUCUGAACCAACCUGCACCCAGCAGCACCAUCUCCCAGGGAAGCUGAGGAGAAGGAUUYCAACAGAGGCUUCUAAACACAUCCCAGGAGUGGGAUGGGAUUUGGGAAAAUGCCCUAAACCCAGGUAUAAAAGGGACACUCACCUCCUGCUGUGCAGCCUGAGUUUUCCCCAUGCCUUGCAAGGCUGCACAGUGAAGCCUACAAGAAUGCACAAGGACAGAUCCAGCCCAGCCAAAUAAAGGGUGGCCAGGCCAUCUCACCAGUCCUCACAGAAGCAGCAGAGCUAAAGCAAGGCUGUGGGAACAAGAGCUGCUGCUGUGKGCACAGCCCAGAUAAGGUUAUGUCUUCUUUCCAGGGACUGGGUGGGUUAGCAGCAGAAAAACUUGUYGAAAUGGGUGCUAUGCAAGUUCCAAGGCAGUUUUACUUCUUAAGCAGUGAAACUGUACCUGCAGUAAGCAAUUGUAGCUUUUAAAGAAUAUUUGC